This is a messenger RNA of Thermochaetoides thermophila DSM 1495, 1416 nucleotides long. Its product is annotated as putative molybdenum ion binding protein. The record is from RefSeq and is a predicted model, not a curated record. Bases 1 to 1416 code for a protein of 471 amino acids. Gene Ontology annotation, molecular function: pyridoxal phosphate binding; catalytic activity; molybdenum ion binding. The transcript has 4 exons. NCBI's taxonomy places the organism in Eukaryota, Fungi, Ascomycota, Sordariomycetes, Sordariales, Chaetomiaceae.
AUGGACAGCAGCGAGUCGCCGUUGCGGACCGGCCCGGCCAUUGAUGCUACCGGCAUAUUCUUGCUCUCCGUCACUAUUCUAGUCUUUCUUGUGCCACUCUGCAUCUACUUCCCCCCCAUCCCUCCCUCACAUCGAGAUGCGCUCCUGGAAACACACACGCCCAUCGGUGUCAAGGCGGAGGCCGAGCGCCGGCGCCGGCGCCGGAGCAAGGGCAAGAAAGAUGACGUCGCUGCCGGCAGCACUAAUGCCAACGGCAUGGCCCUGAACGGCCAGGCAAAACCGGCCGCUGCAGCCACAGUGCGCAGCCUCUGGAUCUACCCGAUCAAGUCAUGCAAGGGCAUCGAGAUCAGCCAGAGCAGGGUGUUGCCGACCGGACUGGAGCAUGACCGUAUCUACGCAUUCGCGCAGCUGCGCAGCCCGUUCCCCGUGGGCGUCGACACCCCCGAGAAGGAGAAGAGUGCCCACCGCUGGGAGUUCAUCACGCAGCGCCAGUUUCCCAUGCUCGCUACCGUGCAGGUCGAGCUGUUCAUCCCCGACGCCGUCAAGGCCCGUGGCCGUCUCGGCGAGGUCGCCUCCGAGCCUUUCCUUCUCGUGCGCUUCCCAUGGCAGGAGCCCGGCUUCCGUGGUGCCAUGAGCUGGGUCGCGGCAAAGCUCAGGGGUGGUCUGAGUGCGGUCCCCGAGAAGCAGUUUGUGCUGCCCGUGGCGUUUCCCUCGCGCUCUGAGAUCGAGAAGCGCGGCUAUGAGUUCGAGGAGGUUACAGUCUGGCGCGACACCGUCAUGGCGCUUAAUAUGGAGAAGGAGCUGCCUUGGGAGCUGAAGCAGUACUUGGGCGUGAGCAACCGGCUCGGCAUUUUUCAUAUCGACCCGGCCCGAUUACGGAACGUCUACCGGUGUGCGCCCACCAAGCAGGAGGCCGGCUACCAGCCCAUCACGGGCUUUCAGGACACUUAUCCUCUGCAUCUGCUCAAUUUGUCCAGUGUCCGCGAUUUUGACGCCAAGAUCCCCAAGGACGAAAAUUUUCAAGUCUUGGAUUUCAGACGGUUCCGUGCCAACAUCGUCGUGGAAGGAGACACGCCCUACGACGAGGAAUCUUGGAAGAAGAUUCGGAUUUCUCCGAAACCUGGCAGCACCAAGAGGCACGAGCCGGCCACUUUUCACGUGUCUUGCCGCACCGUUCGCUGUAAGAUGCCUAAUGUCGACCAAGAUACUGGCUUCAGGCACGCUGUAGAGCCUGACCGGUCUCUGAGGAGGCUCAGGGAGGUCGACGAGGGCGCCAAGUUGAAGGGCUGCCUCGGUAUGCAGAUGACUCCUUUGUUCGACAAGACUGACAGGCCGCAUGACCUUGAGAGUUGGGUCGAGGUCGGCGGCGAAAUUGAGGUGCUGGAGACGGGUUCCCAUUUCUACAUUACACAGUAA